CUCAGCUAUCGCCCAUCAGGUAACUAUAACGAUGGAAGAGGAAGAAGCAAAACAAACUCACCAGACUAAUAAAAAUAAUAGUAGCAAAGUAGCAGUAUUACCAUGGAUGAGAAAUCCAGUUGAUAUCAGUUCCUUCAGUAUUCAUCCUCUUAGUCAACUUCCUUUUCUUCACCCCAGGUUGGAAGCUGCUUUGUGUAGUAAUGGAAUUAAUUCAUUAUUUCCUGUACAAGUAGCUGUUUGGCAAGAGACUAUAGGACCUGGUUCUUUUGAAAGAGAUAUUUGUGUUAAUUCCCCUACCGGUAGCGGUAAAACCCUAGCUUACGCCUUACCUAUCGUUCAAACACUUUCAUCCCGAGCCGUUAAAUGUCUUCGCGCUUUGAUAGUGUUGCCUACGCGUGACUUAGCUUUGCAGGUUAGGGAUGUGUUUGCAACUAUCGCACCUGCAGUCGGGUUAACUGUUGGUUUAGCGGUUGGUCAGUCAUCGAUAGCGGAGGAGAUUUCUAUGCUUAUAGAGAGGCCGAAAGUGGAAGCAGGUGUAAUUUUUGAUCCUGAACGUUGUGGUCGUGUAGAGUUGAAAAGUGCUGUAGAUAUAUUAGUAGCAACACCUGGAAGGCUCAUGGAUCAUAUUAACAGCACCAAAGGUUUUACACUUGAGCAUCUUCGGUUUCUUGUAGUUGAUGAAACUGAUCGGUUGCUCAGGGAAUCAUAUCAAUCAUGGCUUCCUAUGGUUCUUCAGUGUACCAGCUCUACCGUUGAUGGCCCGUUUGCUUAUGCCGCCACUCCAUAUCCUUUUACAUUUGGUCCUUUGAGGACUAUAAGGAGAGUUGCUGUAGAGAGGGGAUUUAAAAGUAAACCAUACCCGAGGCUCGUGAAGAUGGUUUUAUCUGCCACACUAACCCAAGAUCCAAGCAAGCUUGCUCAACUUGAUCUGCACCAUCCAUUGUUUUUGACAAUUGGGAAGAUACGAUAUCAACUACCAGAACAUCUGGCUUCCUUUAAAUUGAUAUGUGAAGCGAAGAUGAAGCCUCUGUACCUUGUGGCAUUAUUACAAAGUUUACAAGGGGAGAAAUGCAUUGUUUUCACAUCAUCCGUUGAGUCAACUCACAGACUAUGCACUUUACUCAAAUUUUUUGGAGAUUUGGGGAUCAAGAUCAAGGAGUAUUCUGGUCAUCAACAUCAAACUCUUAGAAGCAAGACGUUGAAGGCAUUCCGGGAAGGUGGAGUACAAGUUCUUGUUUCUUCUGAUGCAAUGACACGUGGAAUGGACGUUGAAGGGGUUAGAAAUGUUAUCAACUAUGAUAAGCCUCCAUACAUCAAGACAUAUAUUCAUCGUGCUGGUCGCACUGCAAGAGCUGGGAAUUCUGGGCGUUGCUUCACUUUGUUACAUGAAGAUGAGGUCAAGGGAUUCAAAAAGCUCUUGAAGAAAGCUGACAUUAACUCGUGUCCUGUUCAUACAGUUCCAUCAGAACCAAUAGAGUCCCUCCGAUCGACCUAUGAUGCUGCUUUGGAGAAACUAAAAGAGAGUGUUGAAAUGGGAACAUCAAAGAAGCGCAACAUAGGAUUCAAGAAACGAAAAGUGAGUACUGAAACUAAAUGAGGGUGUUGGACUGAGACGGAGAAACCAACUUGAGGGUUGAAAUGAAAACAUACAAGAAUUAAGGAUAUAAGUGUUGUAUUAUUUUAUAGUUGCUCUAAAUUCAAAAUCUACAAUAUUGAUGUAGAUUCAGUUUUGCAGUUUAUAGAGUGGCAGAUGAUCAAUUUGGGUUGGUGUAUACUUUAUUAUCAUUGCAGGAUGUACUAACAUUUUUCUCAUUAGGUUUUGCUGGGUUUACUUUUUUUGGAA
Molecule: messenger RNA, 1843 nt
Organism: Erigeron canadensis
Lineage: Eukaryota; Viridiplantae; Streptophyta; Magnoliopsida; Asterales; Asteraceae
Product: DEAD-box ATP-dependent RNA helicase 1
Exons: 10
Coding region: 32-1597 (521 amino acids)
Cellular component (GO): nucleus
Molecular function (GO): nucleic acid binding; ATP binding
Source: RefSeq, a predicted model, not a curated record